This is a messenger RNA of Mangifera indica (mango), 2546 nucleotides long. RefSeq names its product E3 ubiquitin-protein ligase ORTHRUS 2-like. NCBI's taxonomy places the organism in Eukaryota, Viridiplantae, Streptophyta, Magnoliopsida, Sapindales, Anacardiaceae. The record is from RefSeq and is a predicted model, not a curated record. The coding region runs from base 102 to 2240 and encodes 712 amino acids. The transcript is spliced from 9 exons. Gene Ontology annotation, molecular function: ubiquitin protein ligase activity; metal ion binding. Gene Ontology annotation, biological process: negative regulation of gene expression via chromosomal CpG island methylation; protein ubiquitination.
UUAUCCAUCAUCAAAGAAACACCAAAAAUCUUAGAAAGGCUGGUUCCAGUCUAGUUUUACUUUUUGUUCUUCUUCGCUCAUAUCCUUCGUGCUUUUCACUAAUGGCGAAUGUUACUCAGCUUCCGUGCAACGGAGACGGAAUGUGCAUGCAGUGUAAGAACACUCCUGUCGAAGGGGAGGUACUAAUCUGCAAAACUUGUGCCACUCCGUGGCACGUGGCGUGUCUGAUGAGUCCGCCGGAAUCACUCGCCAACACUCUCCAAUGGAACUGUCCGGACUGUUCUGGAGACUCGUGUGCGGUCGCCGGACAGGCCGUGGAGACAGGCGGAAUCGUCGCCGAGAUUAUGGCGAUCGAGGCUGACAUGACGCUGUCGGAGAGCGAGAAGGCGAGGAGAAGGCAGGAGCUGAUGAGCGGAAAGGCUGGAUCGGACGGAGGUGAUGAGACGACGAAGAGUAACAAAGGGAAAGAGAAGGUGGAUGAUGAUGGUCAAAAUGAUGUGUUGGAUAUUUUUGGUGGGAGCUUGAACUGUUCAUUUUGUAUGCAGUUACCUGAAAGGCCUGUCACUACACCAUGUGGACACAAUUUUUGCUUAAAAUGCUUCCAGAAAUGGAUCGGGCAGGGAAAGCACACUUGUGCAAAGUGUCGAUGCACAAUUCCAUCCAAAAUGGCAAGUCAGCCUCGCAUCAAUUCUACACUUGUCGUUGCCAUUCGUAUGGCAAAGAUGUCAAAAUCAAUGGUCAAUGGAGGGCCUUCAAAGGUGUACCAUUUUGUUCAUAAUCAGGACAAGCCGGAGAAGGCGUAUACUACUGAGCGUGCAAAGAAGAAUGGGAUGGCCAAUGCUGCAAGUGGCAAGAUAUUUGUCACAGUGCCUUCUGAUCAUUUUGGACCUAUCCUGGCUGAAAAUGAUCCAGAGAGGAAUCAGGGUGUUCUUGUUGGUGAAUCAUGGGAAAGUCGGCUGGAAUGUCGGCAAUGGGGUGUGCACUUUCCACCUGUUGCAGGGAUCGCUGGGCAAUCCAAACAUGGUGCUCAGUCGGUUGUGCUCUCUGGAGGAUACAAAGAUGAUGAGGAUCAUGGAGAGUGGUUUCUUUACACAGGAAGUGGAGGACGUGACCUCACAGGUAAUAGGCGUACAAACAAGAAUCAGUCUUUUGAUCAGAAAUUUGAGAAACUGAACGAGGCUUUACGUGUCAGUUGCAAGAAAGGUUAUCCUGUUCGAGUUGUUAGAUCUUACAAGGAGAAGAGAUCUUCGUAUGCCCCAGAGAAAGGGUUGCGGUAUGAUGGAAUCUAUAGGAUUGAGGAAUGCUGGCGAAAAGUUGGAAUUCAAGGUUUCAAAGUUUGUCGAUAUUUAUUUGUCAGGUGUGAUAAUGAUCCUGCCCCAUGGACAAGUGAUUUGCGUGGGGACCGGCCUCGACCAUUGCCUGUAAUUCCAGAGCUAAAGACUGCAGUUGACAUUACAAAGAGAAAAGAAAGUCCAUCAUGGGAUUUUUAUGAGGCAGAUGGCUGCUGGAAGUGGAUUACACCUCCACCCAUCAGCAGAGUAGUAGUAUCUACAGGGAAUACAGUUGUCAAGGCAAGACCCAGUGGAGCCCUGAAGCGAGGGCUGAGUAUGACUAUAAGAGAGAGGCUCCUAAAAGAAUUUAGUUGCCUGAUCUGUAAGCAAGUCAUGACUCAUCCAGUAACUACACCAUGUGCUCAUAAUUUUUGCAAGUCAUGUUUGGAUGAUGCAUUUUCUGGUCAAAGUUUUGUCAGAGAGAGAAGUGGAGGUGGAAGGACACUUCGGUCUCGGAAAAAUGUCAUGAAGUGCCCCUUUUGCCCAAAUGACAUUUCAGAUUUCCUCAAGGAUCCACAAGUCAAUAGGGAGUUGAGUGAGGUAAUUGAAUCUCUUAAACAAAAGAAUGAAGAGAAUGGGGAACUUGCUGAAGAACCGAGCGAAGAAGAAACAGAUGGCAUAGAGGGAGCUUCUGAUGAAGUAGGUGAAACCAGCAAAGGUAGUGGAGAAAAUUCUGAAGCAACAAGUGCACAAGAUAGUCUGCAGAAUCCUUCGUUUAAUGUUGAACUUGAAAGGCCACAAAAAAGAAACAAAAUUGAUGGAGAGGAGAAUGAUAUCACUUUAGAGAAAGCUAAUGGUGAUGGUUUAGAUACAGUGCCUCAAGGUAAAGCAGAACUCACUAAUUGUAGCAGCAAGGAUAUGGAAGCUGGAAAAGCAUUAGAGGAAGCGAAUGAUUCACCUCCCAAAUGACAUCAGAUAGUCGGGGGCCUGCCUGACUCAUUUCAUUUGUUGUUAUCUUUGAAAAGAAUUGGAAGGCACCAUUUGAGGUGACUUUUGUUAUAUCAGAUGGGGUGGGCAUUGGAAUACCAAUAACUAGGAGAGUAGGCUUCUGUUUAUACACAGGUUUUCUUGUUCUUUUCAUUUCAUUUUUAGGCUGAUUGUAAGUCUUCCGUUCGAGUUUACCUGUACACAGUUUCUUUAUGAAACUUUGAAGCAAUACAUGUGUUGAAGAACUUUGAGUAGUUUUAUUUCAUAAUAGUGAAGUUUAUUGAUGUA